This is a messenger RNA of Striga asiatica, 597 nucleotides long. NCBI's taxonomy places the organism in Eukaryota, Viridiplantae, Streptophyta, Magnoliopsida, Lamiales, Orobanchaceae. The record is from the annotation of a GenBank genome assembly.
AUGUCAUCACUCAAUCCGCGUACUACCUCGGCUUUUGAGGCCGCCUCUGUGGGGCGUGACAUGUCUCCGGGGAGUUCUCCACCCAACUCGACCUCAAUUCUUCCUAUCCAAGCUUCCAUCCCAAUCCUUUGCCCUAUUCCUCUUGAUAGUAAUCCUCCCGACUCUUCUCGUCCUUAUCCUCACAGUUCGACCUCCGGGGUUGCCCCUUCGAGACGUCGUCAUCACCGGAUUCGCGGUUCAUCCGAGGAGGAGAAAGAAGAGGAAGAGGCCAUACUUGUUCGCACUCUCCCCGAGUCGACCAAUCAAAGGGACACAUUGGUCGACUACGAGCAUCGGGGAAAGGAGAUCCGAAUCGACGAGGAUACACUUGUUGUGCCUCCCCGUUCCUCCGCCACUACGGCCAAGGCCUCGACCAUCGCGUCGUACCUGGCCAAUGUCUUGGUGGGUCUUGCGCCCAUGCUCAAUGAGGAUUUGGCCAAUCAGAACAAGCUCCACCAGGAGGUAGCUCGACAAAAAGGAGAUCUCCGCCUCCUGAGUCAACACGCCGAUCAGUUGACCCUUAACAACAAUGGUCUCCGCAAGAAGUGGCCACACUGA